Lasiosphaeria miniovina is the source of this 1224-nucleotide messenger RNA. RefSeq lists its product as uncharacterized. Bases 1 to 1224 code for a protein of 407 amino acids. Gene Ontology annotation, molecular function: metal ion transmembrane transporter activity. NCBI's taxonomy places the organism in Eukaryota, Fungi, Ascomycota, Sordariomycetes, Sordariales, Lasiosphaeriaceae. The record is from RefSeq and is a predicted model, not a curated record. The transcript is spliced from 3 exons. Gene Ontology annotation, biological process: metal ion transport; transmembrane transport. Gene Ontology annotation, cellular component: membrane.
AUGCGUCGCCAGUGGCCGAGGAUCCCGCUGACUCUCGCCAGCUCCAUCUGCCAGCGCACCUCAUGGCGCCCGUUACAGAUCACGAAGCCUAUGAUGGAGGCCGUCGUGUCGGCGCACGGCAUGCAUGCGUCCUUCUGGGACAUUACAUCCUGCUUCUACACGCGCAACCUUGAGCUCGAGGAGGUCUACUGCGUCCCCUACACCGAGAAUCGCACCGGCGGCGUGACUGAAAUCUCCUACACGGUCAGGUACCCCGAGUACAAGGCCGCCGACGCUAGGUGGGUAAUUCGGCAGACCGGGCUAUACCACCGCUUCGACGCCAAGACGUGCGGCAGCACCUACGUGCUGCUCAGCCCGACCCCAAACUCCAAGCUACACCAGGAGGCUGCCGCCUUCCUGUCGACCCUCGCCCAGGGCCCCGAGACCGAACCGUUCUGGCUGCACCGCCUGCUCUUCGCCACGUACUUCCCGGCGUGGCGGCAGUACAUCGCCGCGCUGGAGCGGCAGUUCCUUCCCGUCGCUAACAGCACGUUCGCGACCUACAUCGACGAGCCGCUGCGCGUCUGCUACGACAACCUGUCGGCGCUGGUGAGCCUCGAGACGCGCUUCCUGCUAGUCCCGGCCGUGCUGGGCGCCGCUACCGAGACGCUCGACGAGCUCACCGCGCUGCUGGCGGGGAUGUCGCCCGCCGCCGCCGCCGCCCACCCCGGCACGCAGCAGUUGCGCAACAUCAGCCGGCAGUGCGGUGGCUACUGCCGCGCCGUCACCCAUCUCCAGCAGCGCACCCAGCGUACCGCCCAGCUCCUGUCCGACACCCUGCUGUUCCGCGACCAGGUCGUUGCCAAGGAGCAGAACGGCAACAUGCUGCAGCUCAACAAGUCGGCCGUCUUCAUCACCACUCUGACGCUGCUGUACCUCCCGGCGUCGUUUGUUUCGUCUUUCUUCGGCAUGAACUUUUUCGGUUUUGACGGGGACAACAACCGCAUCGCCGGGUCGUCCAUGGUGUGGAUCUACGUGCUAUCAUCCGCCGUACUAACCGCCAUCACCUUCUUCUUCUACUACUGGCUGCUGCACCGCGAGAACGGCGCCGCCUUCCGCCGCCUCGCCCCCAAGGUUGCCGACUGGAGCCUGAAAGACUUUGGGCGGCGCUUGACGGCGAAUAACAGUAACAAUAUCAAUACCGGGGAUUUGGAUGUCGAGGGGUUGAGGGGUGUAAAGGGGUAG